This is a messenger RNA of Mytilus trossulus (common blue mussel), 609 nucleotides long. RefSeq names its product GTPase IMAP family member 4-like. The coding region runs from base 1 to 609 and encodes 202 amino acids. Gene Ontology annotation, molecular function: GTP binding. The record is from RefSeq and is a predicted model, not a curated record. Lineage: Eukaryota; Metazoa; Mollusca; Bivalvia; Mytilida; Mytilidae. The transcript has a single exon.
AUGCGUGAUGACAUUCUUAAAUUCCUUACCAUGACAUCCCCUGGACCGCACAUAAUUAUUCUAGCGUUAGAAACGAGCUUUGCAACUGAAUUAGAAAGUUAUGAUGCAAUGUUAGAACCUUUCAUCGAAGUUUUCGGUAAAAAUAUAGUUCAUUAUGUUGCACUAGUACUUGAUAAAAAGCAAAAAAGUUCUAUUCCAGACAUGUUUGACAGCUCCCCUAUAUGUGGAAAUCUUGUAAAAAAGGACAGACUUAUUUACUUUGAACAACAAAAGCGAAAUCAACUUGUCUUUGAUAUUUUACAAAUCGUGCGUCAAAUACGUACAGAAACCAUGGAGCCAUAUUUCUCGAAUGAUUUCUAUGCAAAAACAGAAUACGUUUUGAAACAAAAGUGUUUGGAGCAAUUAGAUAGCCAGUUAGAAGAGGUUCGUCGACAAGAACCGGAAAUAGCAUCUUUGAAAGAAAAGUUGAGUAUUUUAGAAGAACGGCAAAAUAUCAUCACAGAUUUGAAUACCAGGGAAUCAGCCAUCAAACAUUUCGACAUCAGCUUACUCAAACAGAUUUUUAACAGAGAAAUAGACAAGGAAACGUCAACAUGUGAAAUUCUUUAA